AUGGCGCAGGGCCGCGGGCCGGGCCACGGGCCGUGCUGCUGCUGCUGCGGGGCGGCGGCGGCGGCGGGCGGCGGCGCGGCCUGGGGGCUCUAUCUGCGCAUCGACCGGCAGCGGCUGCAGUGCCUCAACGAGCGGCGCGAGGGCAGCGGCGCCCUCGUCUUCCGCGCCUGGGAGGAGCGCGGCGACCGGGCGCAGUUCGUGGAAAGCGACGACGACGAGGAGCUGCUGUUCAACGUGCCGUUUACGGGUAACGUGAAAUUAAAAGGAGUCAUUGUAAUGGGCGCAGACGAUGGUACACAUCCCGCAGAGAUGAGACUCUUCAAGAACAUUCCUCACAUGUCUUUUGAUGAUGCAGCCAGGGAACCAGAUCAGAUGUUCAGCCUGAACCGGGAUCUCACGGGAGAACUGGAGUACCCCACCAAAAUUGCCCGUUUCUCAAAUGUUAACCAUCUCUCAAUGCACUUCCCAAAGAACUUCGGAGCUGAGACAACAAAGAUUUUCUAUAUAGGCCUGAAAGGAGAGUGGACAGAGGCUCAUCGCUAUGAAGUGACUAUCUGCAACUAUGAAGCAUCAGCAAACCCAGCUGAUCACAAGUUGGAUCAGAUCACUCCACAGACUCACUUCAUUUCCUAACAGUGCUGUUGGGAUUAUCACAAAGGCUGUGGUGUAAAUGCAUGGAAUUGAUGGACCGGCUGGGAAGGAACUGGAUUCCUGAAGCACUGGAGAGCGGUGGAAUACUUUUUUUUUGGUCUUUGCCUUGGAAGUAGAGUGCCAAAUGUAUGAAAUGCCUGUAUGAAGCUGGGUGAUUGCUAAGAGCAAUGGCUUGGUGGGUCCAUCACAAUGUAGUAGAUCUGGCCUCCAAGCAGAAGAUGUGUUCUUUAGGCAGUGAAAAAAAACAGUGUCCAGUAUCGUUUACUUCUCUAACUGCCAAUAAAACUCAUUCUGAGGUUUAGAA
Molecule: messenger RNA, 955 nt
Organism: Rhea pennata
Lineage: Eukaryota; Metazoa; Chordata; Aves; Rheiformes; Rheidae
Gene: PITHD1
Product: PITH domain containing 1
Exons: 6
Coding region: 1-633 (210 amino acids)
Cellular component (GO): nucleus
Source: RefSeq, a predicted model, not a curated record